Messenger RNA from Corythoichthys intestinalis (scribbled pipefish), 1101 nucleotides. RefSeq names its product cilia and flagella associated protein 184 (gene cfap184). NCBI's taxonomy places the organism in Eukaryota, Metazoa, Chordata, Actinopteri, Syngnathiformes, Syngnathidae. Gene Ontology annotation, cellular component: axoneme; ciliary basal body. Gene Ontology annotation, biological process: cilium assembly. The transcript is spliced from 3 exons. Bases 16 to 1014 code for a protein of 332 amino acids. The record is from RefSeq and is a predicted model, not a curated record.
UUUACACCUGAAAAAAUGUCUACUGUUGGUCAAGGUGAGUCAGUAGAGACUGAGGUGCCAGAAGAACCUCUGAGCAGAAGUGAAGAUCUGCAUGGGGAAGAUGACUCCACGCUCCUGCUGCAGGAGCUGGAACAGGAGGAGCGACGAGAGAGCAGGCGUAACGCGGAGCUUCAGGUCAGGUUGGCCUUGUACUUCAGCAGGAACCCUCCUCUCGAAGAAGACCCCGAGUCGGACAUGCGGGAGUAUGAGGACUGUCUAGAGCACCUGGUGGAGCUGAAGAAGUGCGUGGCUUCAGAGUUGGAGCAGGCAAAGCAAGAGGAGCAGGAGCUGAGGCUGCAUCACCAAGAGGAGCUCAAGCAGGUGGAGGAAGAAUGGCGAUCCCUAUUGUCUGUGAAAAGGAAGGCCUUUUCGCUGCUCAGUUCUCAUUUGCCUCCCGAAGCGGCUCGUGCAAAAGUAGACGCCGCGUUGGCGUCCGAGCAGCUCCGUCGCCAAGAGCUGAGAAAGCUGCGUUUGAAACACGCCAGGAUGGAGAGCAGAGUGGCUCGUCUGGAGGCGGAGCUGGGUGAGGUAGAAAAGGCCCCGGAAUGCCUCGUGCAGCUUCUCGCCCAGAGAAUACAUGACAGGAAAAUCCAACAGCAGAGGAACCAAGAGGCCUCCAAACUCCAAAAGAGCAUGAAACGUACCUUGGAGUUGCUGUCAAACAUAAAGGAGAAGCUGCACUGGAGUCACGCAGAGGUGAAGACCAAGCAAGAACAUCUGGCCCAGCUACAGCUCGCGAUGUCCUCCAGGAGGGAGAUGCUGACCCAAAAGCAGCGGGCCUGCGUCGCCUUACGGGAGGACAACAAGGAGCUAAAGCGGUCGCGGGGACUGCUUGGGAACUCGCGACUCUUGUGGGACUUUGGGGCGACCGUGGGCGCCUCCCAACAACUGCACCAUCAACUGGAGAAGCUCAAAUGCCGGCGAGAAGAAAUUGUUGAUGGGUUGAGCCCCCAUAAAUCAGACACUAGCUCUUAAAGGGAACCUCAGACUCAAAGACUUGAAGGCUCUAAUAAGCCACAAUUGCUCUCUUUUCCUAAAAUAUGUUAACAGAAACACAUAAAA